Helobdella robusta is the source of this 765-nucleotide messenger RNA. RefSeq lists its product as hypothetical. Bases 1 to 765 code for a protein of 254 amino acids. Gene Ontology annotation, cellular component: acrosomal vesicle. NCBI's taxonomy places the organism in Eukaryota, Metazoa, Annelida, Clitellata, Rhynchobdellida, Glossiphoniidae. Gene Ontology annotation, molecular function: calmodulin binding. The record is from RefSeq and is a predicted model, not a curated record. The transcript has 5 exons.
AUGGAUUACAAACGUGAAGAGAGCAUAUACAACUUGAUACCAAAGGAACCCGUAAAGAUUGAAAAGCCAGCCAGUCAAGAUAAUGACCAUUCACCAAAUGGCAGAUCGAGAGGGACUAGGGUCUCAUUUAAAACGAUGGGGCCGGCUAAAGUGCCUCAACGUCCUCCCGAUCAGUUUCUCAAAAGCCAUGAAAAUGACGUCCACUUGCCCAAAUCCCAGCAGAGAUUUAAAUACGCAGACGCUGAAAAACGGAAGCCGCCGGUUCCAAAAGUAACCGAAAAACCGGUGAUGGGCGUGCAGUCGAAUAAAAAUUUUAUUGUCGAAAAUGCAAUUCAAAACAUCACCGCAGCUCCGAGGGUUCCCGAAAGAACUUUUGUCGAUUCUAGGCACGGAGAGAAACAACCCUUGGAUGCUUCAGGAUUGUAUCCGGUUUAUUUAAAUAAAAAAGAUUUUGGGAAAACCCCGAUCUAUUUAGAGAAACGAAAGAUGGAACUGGAGCAGAACGAAGCAGACAUGAGAGCCUACGUGGAGAUGAAUGAAAGGAAGAAUCAGAUGAAAAGAAUGACGGAAGAUGAGAGAAAUAUCAUUAUCAAAGGAUUGAAGGAUAACUGGGAGUACGUGUACAAGGAUUACCUGGCACUUCCCAUGGUCAUUGACACUCCGAUGAAGAAAUCGAUGAAAGAAAGAAUGGAGAGAGAUAUGGAGCAGCUGGAGAGAGACGCCAGGCUGAUCGAAUCGCAUAAAAUUAUCUACAUUGCCGAUUGA